AUGUUUAAACAUUUUACUACUAGCGAUUUGGCAAUGAUUGCUAUUGCCCUAGACGAAGAAGAAGAAAGGAAUGUACAACAAAGAAUAUGGGUUCAUGAUAUUUUGUUAAAACGGCACAUUGAAGGUGAAUUCGUAACUUUGUAUAAACAAUUAAGUGACCACGAAGAAAAAUUUUUUAAAUAUUUUCGUAUGACAAAAAUUCAAUUUAAUGUACUUUUAUCGAAAAUUAAAAACACAAUUAGAAAAAAAAAUACGUGUUUUCGGAAAGCCAUAUCACCACGAGAAAAACUUGCAGUUUGUUUAAGAUUUUUGGCAACUGGAGAUUCUUUUCAAACCAUCUCUUUUAGUUACCGUUUGGGACAUUCAACUGUCCAAUCAAUUGUUUUAGAAGUUUGUACUGCUAUUAUAUCUAACUUAAAAGAAGAAUGUAUACCAAUGCCGAAAGAAGAUGAUUGGAAAACCAUAUCUAAUGAGUUUUGGGAAAUAUGGAACUUUCCCAAUUGCAUUGGUGCAUUGGAUGGUAAACAUGUUGUCAUUGAAGCUCCACCAAAUAGUGGUUCACUUUAUUUUAAUUACAAGAAAACAUUUUCGAUCGUUUUAAUGGCUUUAGUUGAUGCCAAAUAUAAAUUUAUUGCGGUGGAUAUUGGGGCUUAUGGGAAAAGUAGUGAUGGUGGAAUUUUUUCCAGUUCAAAAAUGGGUAAAGCGUUUGAAAAAAAUAAAUUUAAUGUACCUGAUGGCCGAGCUCUGCCAGGAACAAAUGAAGUUUUACCAUACGCAAUGAUAGGAGAUGAGGCUUUUCCUUUAAAAAGUUAUAUUUUAAGACCAUACCCAGGCAUACAAAUUCACCGUGAUGAAACUAAAAAAAUAUUCAACGAGCGACUAUCACGUGCGAGAAAAGUUGUAGAGGAUGCAUUUGGUCAGCUGUCACAAAAAUUUCGUGUAUAUCAAAGACGCUUAAAGUCAUUACCAGAAAAUGCGGAUAAGAUAAUUUUCACUACCUGUAUUUUACAUAACUUUAUAAAAAGUGAUAAUGAUAAUCAAUUUGCAUCAUCAAUGUCCGAACAACUACCUAGACAUAUUACAAAUAUUUCAAAUCAAGGAGGAAGCGCACCACAAGUAGCAUUCGAAGUGAGAGAAAAAUUCAAACAAUUUUUUAAUUCACCUGCUGGUCAAAUCCAUUGGAACUAA
Messenger RNA from Macrosiphum euphorbiae (potato aphid), 1188 nucleotides. NCBI's taxonomy places the organism in Eukaryota, Metazoa, Arthropoda, Insecta, Hemiptera, Aphididae. The record is from the annotation of a GenBank genome assembly.